Molecule: messenger RNA, 2246 nt
Organism: Populus euphratica (Euphrates poplar)
Lineage: Eukaryota; Viridiplantae; Streptophyta; Magnoliopsida; Malpighiales; Salicaceae
Product: Pectin lyase-like superfamily protein
Exons: 6
Coding region: 345-1985 (546 amino acids)
Biological process (GO): carbohydrate metabolic process
Molecular function (GO): polygalacturonase activity
Source: RefSeq, a predicted model, not a curated record
AUGAAGAAUGUGCUCGCACACAAACACAAGUGGACGAGUCACAUGCAACAAACUUUGACGCUUGGCAUAGGAUCACUCUGUUGCCCAACCAAAAUUCACAGAGAGGAAAAGAAGAUUAUCAAUUAAAGGGGAAAAAGAUAGAAAAAGGAUGGAUAAUUUUGAAACGUAUAAUUUUCAGAAGAUUCGGAAUAAUCUUUGCUUUUGAGCGCAACAUACAGAUUAAUGAGCCUUGGACUCCCCCCCUAUAUAAACCCUACCAUCAUUUAUUAUUUGGCAUUCUCAAGAGCUCUCUCUCUCUCUCUCUCUCUCCUCUCUCUGUGUGUGUCCUACACUGAGCCACUUCUAUGGUAAACAUGAGAGGGUUUACCUUUAGAAGCCUCGCGUUCAUGCUCUUCGUUGUUUUUCUAGUUUGGUCUGCAAGUUUUGAUACCUGCAUUGCUAGGAGAGGCAAGCAUUGGAGGCAAAGCAGAUCAAACCCGGCUUCUCUGGCCAAGAAGAAAGGGAAAAUCCAUGGCAACAGCCAUCACCAACACCAUACUGGAGUACCAAAACCAAAAGCUCCUAAACAUAAAGCUCCAGCAUUACCCCCUCCUGCACCGAAAGAAAAGGCACCAAAACCAAGUCCACCACAGAAAGGUUCCACCACCUUUAAUGUGCUUGAUUUUGGGGCCAAGGGUAAUGGCAAGAGCGACGAUACAAAGGCAUUCCAAGCUGCAUGGGCAGCAGCUUGUAAAGUGGCAGCAUCAACGUUGAUUGUUCCAGCAGAACAUGCAUUCCUCGUGGGACCUAUUUCUUUCUCUGGUCCGUACUGCCAAGCAAACAUUGUAUUUCAAGUAAGUAUCAAAUACAGAAUUUGUGUGCAGAGAAAACGACAGCAAUUCAUGUUAAUGAAUGAUGAUACGAUGAUUUUUUUUUCUCAGUUGGAUGGCACAAUUAUUGCCCCAUCAAACGCCAAUGCCUGGGGUAGAGGUCUCUUGCAGUGGCUUGAAUUCACCAAGCUUGUCGGAAUCACAAUUCAGGGAAAAGGCACCAUUGAUGGGAGUGGCUCAGUUUGGUGGCAAGACUACCCAUUUGAAGAUCCUAUAGACAGUGAAUCGGAACUCAUUAUUCCACUGAACAACACAGUACAACAACACCCACCAAUGCCGAUAAGAAACGAGCUCAACGGGAAAAUGCCAAGCAUCAAGCCCACAGCACUAAGAUUUUAUGGAAGUUUCAAUGUGACAGUCACAGGCAUAACAAUUCAAAACAGCCCACAAUGCCACCUCAAGUUUGACAACUGCGUAGGAGUUGUUGUGCAUGAUAUGAGAGUCUCAUCUCCCGGAGACAGUCCAAAUACAGAUGGAAUCCACCUACAGAACUCCAAAGACGUGUUAAUUCAUAGCACAUAUCUUGCUUGCGGAGAUGACUGUGUUUCUAUACAAACUGGAUGCUCAAAUGUAUACAUACACAAUGUUAAUUGCGGACCGGGACAUGGAAUCAGCAUCGGAGGUCUGGGAAAAGAUAAUACAAAAGCCUGUGUCUCAAAUAUCACUGUACGAGAUGUUGUUAUGCAUGGCACAAUGACAGGUGUCAGAGUCAAGACAUGGCAGGGUGGAUCAGGCUCUGUACAGGGAGUGCUGUUCUCAAACAUUCAAGUCUCUGAGGUUCAACUUCCAAUUGUGAUUGAUCAAUUCUAUUGCGACAAAAGAAAAUGCAAAAACCAAACGACAGCAGUAGCUCUAUCAGGAAUCACCUAUGAAAACAUAAGAGGGACAUACACAGUAAAACCUGUACACUUUGCCUGCAGUGAUGCCCUACCAUGCAUGGAUGUCAGUCUAACUACCAUAGAGUUAAAGCCACUACAAAAACAGUAUCACCUCUACGAUCCGUUCUGCUGGCAGACUUUUGGAGAGUUGAAAACUCCUACCAUGCCUCCAAUUAGUUGCCUACAGAUUGGCAAGCCAUCAGGCAACCAUCCUCAGAGAGAUUAUGAUGCAUGUUGAUCUCAACCAGUCAACCAUUGGUGUAUUGAAUUGUGUGGUUGGUAUGAUUUCCCAACCCCUGUCACGCCAUUAGCUUAUUAGGUAAAGUUAUAUUUACUCAAUUGAGUUUUUAAGGAAUCCUCCUUUAGCAAUUAGCAGAAUUAUUUUGUGUGAGAGUGUAUACAAGCAUUUACUAUAGUAAGAUAUUAGAGUGUGAGGAUGUCUGGUUUGCUACUAUAUAUAAUGGAUUGUUUUGCACUGUAAAAUUUGGUGCUUCAUUAA